CCGUGCUCCUGCGUCUGUUGUGAUUCUGCUGCAUAAAGGUUUACGUUUUAAAUUGUUUGAGCCUUUUGAAGUUUAACAUAAUUAAAACGAUGCAAACAGUUUAAUUGUUUUAAUAGUUUUUACAAGCUAUUAUUAAUGUUAUAACGUUACACCCAAUAACAAGUAAUUUCUUUAACCAACACAUAUAAACAUUAUUUCUUUAAAGCUCAUCCACGCGUGAAAAGCAAAAAAAAAAAAAAAAAAAGAAAAGAAAAAAAACUGUAGGCUCUCUAACUUUAUAUAGUGAAUCAGUUUAUCUUAAACACGAAUGCAGGCACUGGCAAGUAGUGAUGGAGAAACUGAGUUUAUGAAACUCCGAGUCAACUGAACCAUUGCUUCGCAAAACGAUUCACUUUUGAAGCGCUCGAAUCACUGCACCCCAUAGAGAGAAAUAAAUAUAUUAAACACAACGACACGCUUACUACACAUGCUGCUCUAAACACUGUAAAUGAAACGAUAAUAACAAAUACUGAAUGGCAACUUUUAUCCCAUUCCACGAUAAAAGAUUAAUCUAUUAUAUAUUUUAUUUGAAUGCUUUGCAAUGAUCGUUUUGAGUGUUCUUUUGGGUUUGGCUGGCAAAUCAGGCCAACUGAAGAACUGACUCCUUGCCAGUACCCUGACUGCAGAACUAGGGAGCUGAGUGAGAUGCAACCAUAGGAUUUAUUUUUCUUAGUGUAAACUAUUCUCAUAUUAAACAUGACUGUGUUCACACACACAGAAAAACUCCUGGUGAAAUAACUGAGAUCCAUGCGACACUAUUAUAAAGAUGGCAUUUAUUAAAGAAGAGAGUGAAGACCUGCAGAUUGAAGAAGCGUUCAGAGUCAAACAUGAAGAUACCGAGCAACAAACAGUGGAAGUUGGAGAGGAUGAUGAGGGUGCCACAACCAAUUCAGAAUCUGUCUCUCUUGAGUCUGUGGUGUCAGAGGGAGAAGACAAUACAUCCUGCAGCUCGCUGGAGAGACCUGAUGUUGCUGAAAGAGGAGAGUCAAGAACUGAGUGAAAUGGAAGACAAACAUAAGAAAAAUCAUUAUUUCAUGACUGGAGAAAAAUCCACACAGGCUAAAAAGACCUCACGAAAAAGAGCCCGGAAGACCAAAUCUAAAUCUAACUACACCUGCCGUCAGUGUGGAAAGAGUUUCAAUCAAAAAAACAAUCUUGAAGUCCACAUGAGAGUUCACACUGGAGAGAAACCUUUCAGCUGCCAACAGUGUGGAAAAAGUUUCACUCAAAAACAAAACCUUAAAGUCCACUCAAGAAUUCACACUGGAGAGAGCUCUUUCACCUGCCAAGAGUGUGGAAGCAGUUUCACUCAGAAAAUAAACCUUAAAGUCCACAUGAGAAUUCACACUGGAGAAAAGCCUUACACCUGCAAACUCUGUGGACAGAAUUUUACACACAAAAACAACCUUAAUUCCCACAUGAUAACUCACACUGGAGAGAAGCUGUUCACAUGUGAUCAGUGUGGAAAGAGUUUCACACGCAAGGUAACCCUUAAUUACCACUUGAGGAUUCACUCAAGAGAGGACUGUUUUACAUGCCAUCAAUGUGAGAAAAAUUUCUGUCAUAAAUUAAGCCUCAAGAAUCACAUGAGAAUCCACACUGGAGAAAAGCCUUAUUCGUGCCCUCAGUGUGGAAGGAGUUUUACAUAUAAACCAUCCCUCGAUUCCCACAUGAGAACUCACACUGGAGAGACCCCUUAUACCUGCAAAUAUUGUGGGAAGAAGUUCUCUCAAAAAGGAAACCUUCAGACUCACAUAAGGCUUCACACUGGAGAGAAGCCUUUCUCAUGUCUUCAAUGUGAAAAGAGUUUUACAUAUCAAAGAGACCUUAAACAACAUUUACAAACUCAUUCGGGCAAGACAUAGCAUUGUUACCUCCGUGUAGUAAGUACACUGAUAAAAAUAUCAAGAAAAAUUAAUCAUUUAAAAAAAUCAUGUGCUUUUAAUCUGAGGGACAAUUUAAUUGUAUGAUUGUAAUUUAAAAAAAAAUGUUAAGUCAUGCAGAUGUGAGACCCUAUUUUGUGUUUGUAUGUGUUUAGAAAGAGGUGUUAACUGGAUCUGCAGUUUAAAAUGUCAGCAGAAAAUAUUUAUCUAUGUAAAAUUAUUUAUUUCCCAUCAGUGUUUAAAAUCAGUUGCCACUAGGGCUUGAAGUAGUGAUGUCCGGUUUGCAAACGAAUCGUUCGAUUUAACCAGUUCUUAUUAUGCUGCGUUUUCCACCGAAAUUACCCAGAACAAUUGUACCAGGAACUUGUUUCCUCAGGAACUUGUUUCCCCUAAAGUACCGGGAAGAUUAGGCAUAUAGACUGGUGACGUAGGUCUGCGCACGUUUCUCAAUACAAGAAACGCUGAUUUUGGACGUGCAUCCUCGGUAGUUCAGACUUUGCUUAUUCGACUCGGGAGUGUGAUGUCCACGACGACGCAAAUCCGGUAAUUCUGCAAAUAGCAGCAUACUUCAUAACUUCAGUCAGCUCACCUUGGCUACUGCAGUUUUCCUCACUGUA
This is a messenger RNA of Carassius gibelio (silver crucian carp), 2539 nucleotides long. Its product is annotated as gastrula zinc finger protein XlCGF8.2DB. NCBI's taxonomy places the organism in Eukaryota, Metazoa, Chordata, Actinopteri, Cypriniformes, Cyprinidae. The record is from RefSeq and is a predicted model, not a curated record. The transcript has 3 exons. Gene Ontology annotation, biological process: regulation of transcription by RNA polymerase II. Gene Ontology annotation, molecular function: DNA-binding transcription factor activity; RNA polymerase II cis-regulatory region sequence-specific DNA binding. Bases 867 to 1904 code for a protein of 345 amino acids.